AUGGGUAUUCUCUUGACCUCACUAUUGCUGAUUCUAGCUUUCACAAUAUGGUAUCUUUCUGCUCUGCCAAGUAAUUAUCGUGCUGCGAAAAAUUCCGGCUUGCCUAUUAAAUUUGGCUUAUGGGGUUCAGCAAAUCCGUUCUGGCUUAUCAUUUGUGCAACUGUCGGAUAUUCGAAUCUAUCAAAAGUUUUGCCUCAAUUCAUCUUCGAUAGGGUCAAGAUAACGAUCCCCGCAUGGGAACAUUAUUGCAAAUAUUUUGUUCAUGAAAAAUGGGGCAAUUCGUUUAUUCUUGUUACACCUGGGAAAAACACAGUCUUUGUCGGAGACGCUGAAGUAGCUGAGGAGGCCUUAACAAGAAGAAAAGACUUUGCGAAAAAUCAAAUUGCUCUCCGGGUAAUGGAUGUGUGGGGGCCAAACAUAAGUGCAUCAGAAGGAGAAGAUUGGCAAAGACAUCGAAGAAUUGUAGCACCUGCUUUGAAUGAGAGAAUCAUGAAAGAAGUCUGGAAUGAAUCUCUAACACAAACUCAAGAUAUGGUUUCUACAUUGUCAAAGCCAUCUAUGAACAAUGAAUCAAGCUCGACCAACGUCACAUUCGAAGGCUUGAGGACCAUCACCAUCAACGUGAUUACAUUCGUUUGCUUCGGUACUCGUCAAUCUUGGGGGGAAGCUGUGAACGCGAAGACACCCCCGGAAGGAUUUGAAACUACAUUCACAUCGUGUUUACUAACUAUUGUACACAACCUCUUUGCGACGGUAUUCAUACCUACGAAAUACCUAACUUCAAAGUACAUGCCAGCUGCCGUACAGAAGAUGGGUAUUGCCAAAGCCGAGUUUCCCCUCCACCUGAACCAAAGUAUAGCCGAAGAAAGAAGUUCCCCAAGUUCUCGAAAUUCUCUCCUCACUUCCCUGGUGAGAAUUGCCGAUCAGAGUACGGAUUUUUCACGCUCAAAGACGUCGGCAUAUUUAUCAAAUGAAGAUGUUACUGGAAAUUUAUUUGCCAUGACCGUCGGAGGAUUCGAUACUACGGCAAAUACCCUCUCGUAUGCUAUCAUGUGUCUAGCACUCUAUCCAGAAUUGCAAAAUUGGAUCAUCGCCGAGAUCGACGAAGUCGAAAAAUUACAUCCCGACUCCGAGUACUCUACCACCUUUCCCCUUCUUACUCGCUCCCUAGCACUAAUGUACGAAACGCUCCGUCUAUACACGUUAGUCCCUACUAUAUCCCGCAGAACACCACAAGCACAAACCAUCAAAAACAUCAACUUUUCCCCCGAAACAGAAGUCCAGCUCAACACCACCGUAAUUCACACUCUGCCCUCAAUAUGGGGUGCAGAUUCAUUAGAUUACCGGCCCUCGCGCUGGAUCGAAACGUCUCCUUCUUCAAAGAAAGAAACUUUUCGAGAGCCUCCCAAAGGCACAUUUCUUGCUUGGUCCCACGGACCUCGCUAUUGCCCUGGGAUGAAAAUGUCACAAGUAGAAUUUGUCGCCGUGCUGUAUGAAAUAUUCCGGAAGUGGAAUGUGGAGAUUGUGAGAAGAGAUGGGGAGACAGAGGAGGAUGCGAAGAGGAGGUUGAUGGAAAUUUUGGAGGAUAGUUCGCCGAAAUUGACGUUGCAGGUUAAUAGGCCGCAGGAUGUAGUUUUCAAGUAUGUGAGGAGAAAGUAGGUAUCACGAAACAUAUGUCUUUAUUGCAGCCUCAGUUUGUGCAAAGCUUGAUCAAUCCAGAAUCAGAAGAUUGUUACAAAGUAUCAUGCUGAUUUGUGUUGUUCUUUCCUGAAUCACGGGAGCCAGUCAGUAUCUUCCAGAGGCGGCUCUUGCUUUGUCGUUCGAUUUGAACCAACUGGAUACUGUGAGAAUUGUGUUGUUUGGCCGAGAUGAAGCUAAGAUAUUUGCUUAAGGGCAUGAUUUCUGAGACUAAUCGACAACAAACCAGUAGUGUUUAUAUUUUCAGAACUGCACUGAAUAUAUGUAUAGUCCAUAUCUGUGGUCCUAAGCCUGCUCCGACUGAGGUCUCUCAUGGCCCCUCAAAUUACUUGUCAACUGGAUAUGUGCAUGAAUGAGAAGCAUUGCGACUCUUCAUGACUAACUAUCGCAAUACAAAUCCCAGUUCUUCAAGCGAGCAAUCGCGAUCGGUGCACCAGUGGGUGUACGUAUACGGACAUUGCAAAAAAUGGACUUGGUAAUACCUCUUCAUAUCUAUAUAUUUCAAUUCGUAUAUCUUGGGAAUCGUUACAAUGAUUCAUUGGAGAUUGAACAACGAAAAGAUGAGUUCUGAUACCAAGCAAGUAAAUAAUGAAUUUGUUAAAAUUGCGAAAAUUGAGAAGUGUCCCGUCAGUCACCACCCACUGGCGGUGUAGCAGUUUUAGUUCUAGCGUGCGCCGGGAAGUAUUUGCUUUGGUGGUGGUUUCUGUACCCUAGCAAGUGCCAUUUUGGAGAUGAUUUUUGUCGUCUUAUUAGA
This is a messenger RNA of Botrytis byssoidea, 2452 nucleotides long. RefSeq lists its product as uncharacterized. The record is from RefSeq and is a predicted model, not a curated record. NCBI's taxonomy places the organism in Eukaryota, Fungi, Ascomycota, Leotiomycetes, Helotiales, Sclerotiniaceae. Bases 1 to 1659 code for a protein of 552 amino acids. Gene Ontology annotation, molecular function: iron ion binding; monooxygenase activity; heme binding. The transcript is spliced from 5 exons.